UCGUCUGUGUCACUGCUACAAGGCUCGAUCAAGCCAGUCUCGCGUCCACUCAGGUCCACCAGAGAUGCACAACGUUCUGUUUGUGAUCAAACGUUGUCCAAGUCGUGCCAAUCCACCGUGAAGUCAGAGUCUCAAGUCAUCCUGAGAUACAAACACGAAACACCUCUUUCCCGACGCGAUGGCGCGCACACUGCCGUGGACCAUAGACCAUGCUCGGCCGGCGAAGAAGCAGCGCACUGCGCCCGCCCAGCGACCCAAGGUUGAGAACAGGUCGUCUCCAGCACCUCGGGGGCAAACGCCAGAUGAACGAGGCACAGCACCUCAGCACCAUCAGUCUAUCACAACUCCCAAAAAGAGGUCAGGGUCGAGAUCCCCAUCUAGUUCGCCAUCCAAAGCGCCACCUACCACGGAGCUUAUGCGAGAAGGCUAUGAUGGCGAUGACAUCUACAUCAUGGUCGAAGACGAAUUCCAAGACAUUGCGAAAUCCUAUACCGCGCAUUUGCAUCUUGCAGAGUACAAGCGACUCAUGAAGCAAGCUCGUGAAGCUCCGCCGAAAGCUCUACCUGCACCAACAUCGCCAAUGUCCAAGGAGGCAACAAGAAGAUUGCAGUCGUCAGCUCUGCACAAGAAACAAAAGGAUACGUUACAGCGGGUGACGCGCCGAGCAGAUUCUGAAGAGGAAGAGGAAGAGAAAGUGGUGGAUCCAUGGUCCGGGACAAGCCUCGCUCCGCUGAUGGCUAGUGGUAACCAGCAAAAGACAUCGUUGCUUGGGUUAGAGAAAAUGUCGAGUAACACGAAGGCUGGAAUGGGUUUGAGCAAGUCUCCAAAUGGCAGUAAACGUGGGCGAGAUCAUGAGGAGGAAGCCAUGGCCGAAGUCGUGACUACAAGCAGUAGUAGUUUGAUACAGAGAAGCAAAGAUCCAGCUGGGAGUCGAAACGAAACAGCACGGGGUAAUGCUCUCUCAGUGUCGCUGUCACGGGCUAGCAAAUCUCCUCGAAUGCGAGGGUCAUCUGCGAAUAUCGUCCACGAGCGAUUCGGCAGAACAGUGUCGUCACGGUCACCAACUGAUCGUGACUCGCCGGAAGUCAUGAUCGAUGACCAGCCCAGCACCCAGAAACCUCGACCUGCUCCAAGGCCGCUCGGCGACCGUUUCUUAAAGCGUAAGCUGGAGAAAGAACAAGAGAAGAAAGCACGACUGGAGGAAAUCCCAAUGUUCAUGACCUGAUUCUUUCUAGCCUCAUUUGUACUGUGUAUCAUUCCCUAUCCACAAGCAACCUUUGGCCCCCUAUAUGGAGGCGGCGUUGUCCCAAGAUUCAGCUAAGCAAGAAGGGUUUUGCCAGCCCAAGUAUGUGUCCAAUUCUGCUUCUGAGCAUGAAGCUCUGAGAAGGUAUGAUAUUGCCUUAGUCCUCACGCUCGUGAAUGCUGCCGGCCUGAGUCACGUGUGG
This is a messenger RNA of Exophiala viscosa, 1445 nucleotides long. RefSeq lists its product as uncharacterized. Bases 179 to 1225 code for a protein of 348 amino acids. NCBI's taxonomy places the organism in Eukaryota, Fungi, Ascomycota, Eurotiomycetes, Chaetothyriales, Herpotrichiellaceae. The transcript has 2 exons. The record is from RefSeq and is a predicted model, not a curated record.